Molecule: messenger RNA, 5806 nt
Organism: Toxoplasma gondii ME49
Lineage: Eukaryota; Apicomplexa; Conoidasida; Eucoccidiorida; Sarcocystidae
Exons: 1
Coding region: 873-5144 (1423 amino acids)
Source: RefSeq, a predicted model, not a curated record
CCUGAGGGUCCUCGUCUGAGUGUUCAGACACCUCAGGGACGGCCUUGCGCCUCGACGCAUCGUCUCUCUUCUGGUCUUCUGCAAAGGGGAGAACCAAGUUUUUCGCGGGCCCUCCAGGUGCCCUCUCUGCCGGACGAUGUGACCACUUGCGAGGAGAGAAAAAGUAUAUUUCAAGCGUUAAAAUGAACCUGCUCUGCACGCAGCUGCCAACUUGCAUAGCUCGGUGCCUAUCAGAAGGAAGGGGCGGCGACGCUCUCGCUUUCUCCGGCUUCUCUCUACCUGCCAGCUCUCUGGCGACGCAGCAGUGUGUGCGUCGUGUCUUCUCGAAAUCCUCUUAUAAAGACGGGUCUCCUAGAGAAAAGAAAGUCUCGAAAAUAAGAGGAUUUCUUCCUCAGAAGAGAAACAAGUUCUUUUCCCUCCACGCCUCCGCCUCAGCAGGAAUCUGGACGCAGUUCCCUUCUUCUCCAUAACGGCCUGGUUCGGUGCGCCACGAAGCUGCUCCUCAUUCUGCUCCCCGUCCGUCUCACGCAGCGCCCUCUUCUCUUCAACAUUCCGUGUAUCCUCCAUCUCUCUGCUUUUUCUCGUCGCCACCCGCGUACUCUCCUACUUCCGAGUGUGUAGGAGCCUGACCGCCCCCGUCCACGCGUCGAUCGAUUCCGCCUCUUCAUCGCUGUCGACUUCUCUCUCCUCUGGACAGCCCUCCUUCGACAGCCUGUCUCUCAGCUCUUUGCAGCCCCUAUUCUCAUCUAACGGUCAUCCUUUCUGUCUCUCCUCUCUGUCUCUCCUUCCCUCCUUCCUUCCCUUUUCUCUGUUGCCAUUCUCACCCUCCUUUCCGCUGGCUUCAACUGGCCUUUCUGUCUCUCUGUUUCGCGAUGCCUCUCCUGCCUCAGCGUAACGGACCCCACCUGGGGGCGCUUGCCACAGAGUCUGGGUCCUUGGGGUCUCAGCCUGCGGAGAAGAAAGGGCAUGCUUCGGCAGACACGCGGACAAGUUUCAGCAGGCCUCAGGCCGCCUCUCUCGCCGACUUACCUCCAGCAGGCAGAAGAGUUGGAAGCCGGGAGCAUUUCUCUCUCUCCUUGUCUCACAGUGGCGGGGAAGCUCCGAUCCGUCGCAGCGCGAAAGCCAACAGGCCUCCAACGCCUCCCGUCCAGUCUGCUCUCGCGCGCGAGGCUCGACCGCUCCUGCCGAGCGAGGACAAAAAGGGACGAGAUGUCUCCCCGUCUCCGUCUUCCUCUUCUCUCGCCUCUUCUUCCUCUCCUUCGCUCCUCGUGGCUGCCGCUGUCUUCUCUCAUCCGGUGCAUGCAGCGUUUGCCUCCCAGCUCCGUGCGCCGUCGCCUCGCCAGGCCUCCACGCGGCUCUCGUCUUCUCUCGGACAGGUCUCGCCGGCCGCCUCUCUCUCUGUCUCGGUCUCUGGAGGCGACGCGUAUGCGCAGGACAUGAGUGCCUGUCGAAGGAGCUCUGUUCGCUCCGAAACGUUCAGAGUGUCUGCGCGGGAGGCCCCGCCUCCGCCGCCCCACACGCAGGGCCCCACGCGGCGGGCAAGUGUCUCCUCGCCCUCCCGCCGAAGAAGCGGGACGCCUUCGUAUCUGAACCCCACUGUCGCUUCGCGGCAGCGAUCUCUGCAGCGCAGCGAGGAGCGAAGGGGAGAGCGUUUUUCUCGGAACCGGUCUCCGUCGUUGACUCGCGAGGGGCCCUCUCGUUCUUCUCAGAUUCCGCUCUCCUCGCGGCCUACCUUUCCCCCAUCCUCUCUCACUUCUUCUCUUCGUCUCCACAGCGUGUCUGCGACUCCAGGCGCGCUGCCGCCUCUGCCGCCUGCGCGCUUUCGAGGAUGUCGAGCGCUCGAAGAGACCGAGCAGAGGCGGGUGACGGGCGCGCUGCAGCUGCAAACUGUCUCGUGCAUGCGUUCGUCGUCUUCAGACAGGGAAUUGACACUGGGGACCGACCGCGGCGAAGUUUCACGUAGCCUCGGGGGCCCUGCGGUGCGACUCGCGCCCCGAAGAGCACUCGGCGAGAGAGAGGAGACAGCGGAGUGCGAAGAGAGGAACGCGGAGGGCAGAGGCGAAUCGAGGAGCAGGUCGGAGCAAAGGGCAGAGGGCGAAAACACUAAAGACGGGAGGAGGCGAGCGAUACGAGAAGCGGGAGAAGAGGGGGAAGCGAGAAGCACGAGAAGAAGUGCAGAGCUCGGAGGCGGUAGAGAAGGACGAGCGAACGCAGAAACGGGAGAGAGAAGGCAGGUGCAGCCUAGCGUCACUCGAGACUCACAUACAGCGAAGCCGAGGAUGUCGUCUUCUUCAGCCCCCUCGCGAGGCGAAGACGAACGCUGUCACUUCGAGACGCCCUGGGCGCUGGGGCCUUCGUCCACGCCGCGCCGCCGCUCUUCAGCUUCUUCCUCCUUUUCAUUGUACACUUCAUGUUCUUCUCUUCGCGCGACAGAGAGAGAAUCCGGAGAGGGGGAAAGCCGAUCGAACCGUGGUCUGCGGUCCUCUGCUUCCCCCCAAAGCGUUCCGAGAGACUCCGAAUCCAGGCGGCAGAGUCAGUGCCUCAACACACACACACAGUGUGUCUCGGCUCCAGUCUCGCGAGAAGAGAAACAGUUCCUUUCUGCGGCUGCUCGCGUCUCGGCCUCCAGCCGCCCACGCGCAGACCCGCCCGAGGCGAGGGCGGGGCCUUUGCUGGAGGAUCCGUGUGCUCGUUCCUUCUCCUCUUUCGGCGGAACUCGUUCGCCUUCUGACUUGCAGAGACGGAGUUGUGCGGAGUUUCUACUGGAGGCGAGCGCGACGGACGCAACUGCGAACUCGAAAAAGAAGGAAGAAGCAGCCGAAGAAGAUCUUUCCUCGAGUUCUUGGUUGGAGCGCGACCCUCUGUUUCGGGCACUGUCGGAGCGGGCCGCGUCGACGGUCCGCGAGUUGCCUGUCGACCAACUUCUUGCGGACGAGGCCGCGAGCUUUGGAGCCCAAAACCCCACAGUGUCGCCUCGCGGUGGGAGGUCGGAGACAGGUGUGGCCGCGACCGGAGGAGACAGUCCCCUGUUUCUAUCGCAGCAGCUCUCAGAUGGGGAGGCUCCAAUGCUCACAAGGACCCAGAGACCUGACGAAGAAAAGCGCGCGAGGGAAGCAGAUGAGCUCGAGAAAGAGGUCAACCGUCACGAAGAAGAGACCGGCGCGCGAGGGAGUGUGGGGGGACAGAGACUGCCCCAGCGUGGAGACAACGGAGGCAGCGCCUGGAGCGAGAGCAACCAGACUUCCCUCUGCCCUGACGUUUCCCGCAGAUGUUUCUUCUCUCUCUUUUCUCGCCAGGUCGACUCCGCAGAAAGCGCAGAAAGCGAGAGACGCGGUAACGUUUCAUGUGGCGACGCGCAUGUUGAAGCAGAUGCUGAGGAGUCGGACGAGACCGAAGCGAAAACGAGGAGAGCGGGGGGUGAAGAAGAGAGAGACCAGGAGGACGAGAGGGGAGAGAGAAAAACGCAGGUACUCAGUCGAUACCCGGUAUCUUCCUCGCAAGCGAGACGGGAGCCAAGUCGCCUCCACUCUUCGGCUGUCUCCAGGGCCUCUGUGCCGUCUUCGUCUUCUUCUCGCGUAUCAAAGGAGAACGCAGAAAGCAGCCUGUCUCAUGCUUGGCCUUCCUCGCUUCCACCUCCGCCCAAGCGAGGACUCAAGCCCGAGGGCCUUUCCUCUUCCACGGACCGUCGCGCGUCUCCUUCUCUGAUUCCGAAGGCGCGGCCUCUCGGUCUCGCUCGUCCUGCAACUGCGCGAGAGCGAGCAGGUCAGGCCAGGGUCGCGUCCACGCUCUCGUCUUCCUCUUCUCUUUCUUCUGCCUCUGCGUCUCUUUGUUCCUCUUCUUCCGGCUUGCUGAGAGUCGCGGGAGGUGUACAGGGACGGAGAGAUCACGCUGCAGAUGGGGCAGGCGGGGAGAAGGGAGACCCUUUGUUUGCGUCGGUCGUAGCGGGCGAGGCUGAGGAGGAAGCGUCUCUCGCAGGCAGACAUGCAGAGACCCCUCAGAGAGAAGGAGAGAGGGAGGGAAGCGAAGACAUGGCGGAGGGAGGCAUCAGCGAGUCUCCUGCUUCCGCAAGUGCUGCGUCGAAGAGAGGAGGUGGACUUUGUGACUUGUCUUCGUGGCUUGUCUCGUCGUUCUCCUUUUCUUCGCGUCGUCCUCCUCAGUCGCAAACGGGAGCGAGGCUUGCGUCUGGAACGAAGACGGUGUCUGCCUCUCUCGCCGCAGACUCGGUCGCAGACGAGAGAAACCAAGGAGCUGGCGAGAGAGGCCGAGCCGUCGGUCCUCGACUCUGGAGGGAAAUCCUUCGCAGGGCGCUCACGCUCCUUCUUCUCCUCGGUCGGGUGCUCACCUCCUCGUACGACUCUCUCGCGGCUCAUGGAGGCGUCCGCGGCGUUAUCGCUUCUCUCGAAGAAGCAAAGGAAGAGAAAGAAGAAGUGAGAGAAGACGGGAGAGAAAACGAUGGCAGCCGAAGGGGAAGCCGAGCGAGAGGAGACAGCACACAACAGAGCACGAUCACUCGUAGCCAAGGAAGCGUGGAGAGGCCGUUCACGGAGACAGCGAGGGGACGCGAAAGUCGAGGGGAUGGAAGAAAAGAGUUGGCUGGAAAGGGCAACCGACUGCUUGUGCAAACUGGACAGAGAGAAGCCGCGCGACCUCGAUCAGCAGAUGCUCAAGGUGUGUCUGUGGACAGCCGAGUGAGCGACAGUUCGGGUGCGUCGCCGAUGGGGAGACUCUCAGAGGCGGCUGCUCGACUAUCCAUGGAGAAAGGACGUUUCGCAUGUCAUCUUGUCUCUCGUAUGGUUUGCGAAGCCGAGAGCCAGGUUUUCUCUGGGGGUGUUCUCUCUCUCCUUUUUGGGAGACGCCGAGAGGGAGAAGGUGAGAGGGAAUCCGCAGCGAAAGGCGGAGCACGCGCCGAGCAUGCAGCGGGGACGGCGGAAGUCAGGAAAGACUCGUGGAUUCCAACGCGAGAAAAGGACCCGGGGAGUCUGGAGGAGAAAGCGAAAAGUGACGGACAAGCUGCGGCAACUGAAAGGUCUUUUUCCCUCACUUCUCCACUGUUCUUCAUCGCUCUCCUCUCCUUUCUCGGAUUAUUCUUCUUCUUAACUCUUGAGUCUCACGAAGACGACCUCGUAGACAUCGACUUUAUGUAAAGAAAACCGAAUCAAAGGAGGAGAACGAGACUGGAGGGAUGCUCUGGGCGAGGAGAAGUGGGAAAAUGGUGAAGGCGAAGAGCAGGCUGUCUUCUUUAUCUCUCGAGCUCCUGCUGUGACGUCUGAGCGGGUGUCUCCCCGAGAGUCGCCCCGCGCGGGAGUCUCUGCUGUGUGCCUGUGGAGAGGCCUGCCUUCAGUCGUGUACGCGCGUAAACCGUCUUUCGAAGUAUUCCCAGUUUCACCUGUCUGGAGACGCUCCUGGGGAGAAAGGUCAAAGUCCUUCCUUUUCCUCUGCGCCUCCGCAGUGAAGCAGAGAGAGAGAACAAGGAAGAGCACCAGCAGGGUGGAGAGGUCGAGAAGGGAAGCGAACUUUAGGACCUCGAGAAACCAAGAAAGAACAUGAGAGUUUGCGCGCUCUCGAUCUACCGAUUUGUCUUUUUCUUGUCUCUUUGAGAGGGAAGAUGAAUCUCCAUCUUCAGCCUCUGAGAAGCCGUCACAAAACUAGACACGAGGCUUGUGCAAGGACCCCGGGCAAACGUCCGUGGCUUCUUCUUUCAGAGAAGAAAGACGAAAAGAACAGCCUCACCACAGAGUCCUUCACAGACUCUCCUGCGUAGAAACGCACUCCAGCCUGUGCGCUGCACAUGCGUCGGCGAGUAUCC